AUUCAAUUUCAAGGUAAAGUAAAAGUCGCCAUUUUGUCAAGAGAUUGAAUUUAAUUUUGCGUAUCAACUAUCAACAUCGAAAUAGAAAUGUUUUAAAUAUUCAUCAAGAAAAAACUGUAUACAAAUGCAUAUAAUGUCGUACUUUUAAAUAUGUUUCAGUCAUUGUGAACUUCAAGAAAUUUAUAAUAAUUAGCAAAUUGACAGUGUAGUUUAUAUUUAUGUAUAUUUACAUCGGUGUUUUGCGCGGGUAAUUUUAAUUAAUACAUUAUGAUGGGUAAGCGUAUGCAUCAUAAUAAUAAAGGAAGAUUAAGCAGCAAAGGCCAUGAUAACGGCAAACCCUCUAGUCCAGGUGUUUCACCAUAUAAUAAACCUUCAAAAAUACCAGGUGCUGUGUCAGCUGGUAAAACAAAAGUAGAAACAUGUCCCAUUCCAUAUAUAAAGCAGCAAGAUAAUGUAUCUACUUUACCGAGACUAGCUGCUAUCUGUGCGAGAUCUGCAGAUGAACCGAUUGGCAUGGACGAACUUGACGCAUUACAAUUAGAGCUUGAAUCACUUUUAUGUAAUACAGCACUACGGAUAAGAUACUUUCAGAGUGAAAUUGAAAGUAUUGAUACUAAUGAAUCGAAAAGGGAAAAGAAAGGUAAAGCGGCCGGGAAACAGUUAACAUACCCAAUGAAAAGAAAAUUUCAAGAUGACAAAUUAGUAAAGACCAAAGAUUAUGCUAAACUGUCCAACCAACCAAAGGUACCGAAAUUGAAAACAUUCGGAAAUACCUCAUCUGGUGCAUCUCAAAACUAUCUCAAUGAAAACAAUGCUAACUCUGACAAUUCAGUAAAAUUAGAACUAUCACAGUUAGCUUUACCAAAGAAUAAUAUACCUUAUAAGUUCUGGAACUCUGUAGAUCCAUACUGUGCACCUGUUACACUUGAUGAUAUUAAAUUCCUUGAAUCAUUGCUAGCUCAGAGUAGCAAUACAACACUUCCACCCAUUCCACCUCUUGGAAAACAUUAUUCGGAAGUUUGGGCAGAUGAACACCUCACAGAAGAUCAGAACGCAUCAAAUCCGAGUAAAAUCAAAUCAUCCGGUAUGUCCCCAGACGCAUCUAGCUUAAGAAAAAAAUUUGAUAAAUCUUCGGAAAAUAUGAUCACCGGUCCAUUAACGCAACGGUUGGUGUCAGCGUUGAUGGAAGAAAAUGUAAUGCCUUAUGAAGUCCCAGAUAUCAAAGUCAAACAGACAACUAACACUAGAAAUAGUUAUAAGAAUUCUUUGACCUUAGAAAAAUGUCUAAGGAAAGAACUGGUUGAGCAAGGAAUUUUAGACCCGGAAGAUUUACCGCCACUCACCAAUCCAGCUGAUGAUGAAAUAUUGGCAGAAAUCAAAAAAUGCCAAACUGAAUUGACAGCGGUUAGAAAAGAAAAUUGUCGAAAUCUUAAAAACCUCAUUGGUUUAUGCAAACAGGAAAUGAUAAGACUGAAUUUAAAGAAGCAGCUCGAUCAGGUUGAUAUGGAAUGUAUUGAUAUAUACAAGAAGAUGGUAGCCGCUAAACAGAAGAAAAGACCUAUAACUAAGAAAGAAAAAGAUGACGCAUGGAGAGCCAUUAAUGAGCAGAUUAGACUUAAUAAAGAAAUAAAUGCUUUACCCUUAACUGGCCCUAAUACAAGUUAAUUUGUUUUUUUUUCAUUUCUAUCUGUGUAACCAAUAGAUGUUAUAUCGUGGUUGAGGUUAUAUAUAUAUAUAGGAAUUAAACAUUAUUAAAAUA
Danaus plexippus (monarch butterfly) is the source of this 1759-nucleotide messenger RNA. RefSeq names its product transcriptional adapter 3 (gene Ada3). Lineage: Eukaryota; Metazoa; Arthropoda; Insecta; Lepidoptera; Nymphalidae. The coding region runs from base 268 to 1665 and encodes 465 amino acids. The record is from RefSeq and is a predicted model, not a curated record. Gene Ontology annotation, biological process: regulation of transcription by RNA polymerase II. Gene Ontology annotation, cellular component: SAGA complex. The transcript has a single exon. Gene Ontology annotation, molecular function: transcription coactivator activity.